This is a messenger RNA of Thelazia callipaeda (thelaziosis nematode), 435 nucleotides long. The record is from the annotation of a GenBank genome assembly. NCBI's taxonomy places the organism in Eukaryota, Metazoa, Nematoda, Chromadorea, Rhabditida, Thelaziidae.
AUGCAAAUUAGUUCCCUUAUGUCAAGGGAUUUCAGUUAUUGCUUGUGUUUUAUUGCUGUGGACCGUUAUCGUAAUAUCGUGAAGUCUACACGUGAACCGUGGACUAUACGUCGUGCGCAUUCCUUAAUGGCCAUAUCUUGGCUUACUUCUGCAACUGUUUCUUCACCGCUUUUUAUCACACAGCGUUUACAACCUUUAGCUCUUGACAACACGACUCUUUGCGGAUACCUUCACUUAAUAGCAUUGGUUGAUUAUAGAAUGGACAAAUUUUGUGGUGAAUAUAAUUGGCCAGCCGAUAAUAAGGUUAAAUUAUUUUAUGGUUCUGUCUUACUUGUAUGCCAGUACCUCAUUCCAGCAUCAAUUAUGACUUUUUGCUAUUGGAAAAUUUUACAAAAGGUUCAAAUUUACAAUUUUUUUGCAGCAGAAAUAAAAUAA